AUGGCCUAUAAUAAUGGUAGCUGAGUAAGCCAGACAUUGACCUAAGUACUUUGUCUUGUUUUGUCAUGCUGAGAAUCAAAUGCAUGCCCGUCCCCCAUGUUCCUUCCAAACAAGGCUCUCCAUCCUAAACUAAGAUACACCUACAGCCUUACUACGUGUUUUGUGGCAUCAUCCCAUUUCAACCUCAACAGAAAUCUGUUAAGUAGCUAUUAUCAUCGUCAUUUUACAGACAGAAAAUUUGCCUCGAGGUCACACCAUUACAAGUGGCUGCUAUGGGAUUUCCUCACAGCUCAACUUGGGAAUCUGUGCACUUAGCCAGCUUCCUAACCUUGGACGUUCUGAUUAUUUCCAGGUUGUCAUUCUCAUAAGUAUCUCAACACUGCACAUCCUUAUGUAGAACUGAGCCGCCACCACCAAAAUCAGUGUUUUCCUGAGUGAGCGGGUGUCAACAUAGCACCGUGUUCUCCUGGGAGAAAAUACUAUGACACUUCCCUGCAAAUAGAGUCUGUGAAACUGUUCAAGGUCACUCCUUAGAAAAUGAUGUCGGAGAAAGAAUUAGGGACCCACGUCUGACUAUAGUUUCCAUUUCCUUCCAUUACUCGUUUUACAUUUAAAGGGACUAACACCAGUCUCUUCUUGCUAAACCAACCUUCAGGCCAACAGUAUCUUCUGAGACUUCCUGUUGAGGCAGGGAACUAUGCGGGUUAACUAGAGGGGGGCUGAGUGGAAUAAGAUGCUUAGUGGGGCCAGUGGCUCAAGUUAAUCGCCUGCUCCUAGGCCAGCUCCCCACUUCAGUUAGGCAGAGCUGUGGCCAAGGACAAGGAGAAAAUGCAACGCAAGAUUGAAGGCUUCUUCUUAUUACUUCUCUUUGGCUAUGAAGCCACAUUGGGAUUAUCAUCGACAGAGGAUGAGGUCGAGGACCCCUGGUACCACAAAGCAUGCAAGUGUGAUUGUCAGGGAGGGGCCAAUGCUCUGUGGUCGGCGGGAGCUGCCUCUUUAGACUGCAUUCCAGAAUGCCCAUAUCACAAGCCCCUGGGUUUCGAGUCAGGGGAGGUCACACCAGAUCAGAUCACCUGCUCCAACCCAGAGCAGUACGUGGGCUGGUAUUCCUCAUGGACAGCAAACAAGGCCCGGCUCAACAGUCAAGGCUUCGGGUGCGCUUGGCUUUCCAAGUAUCAGGACAGUAGCCAGUGGCUACAGAUAGACUUGAAGGAGAUAAAGGUGAUUUCGGGGAUCCUUACCCAAGGACGCUGUGACAUAGAUGAGUGGAUGACCAAGUACAGCGUGCAGUACAGGACUGAUGAACGCCUGAACUGGAUUUACUAUAAGGAUCAGACUGGAAAUAAUCGGGUCUUCUACGGAAACUCAGACCGGAGUUCUACAGUCCAGAAUUUACUGCGGCCCCCCAUCAUUUCCCGCUUCAUCCGACUGAUCCCUCUCGGCUGGCAUGUCCGAAUCGCCAUCCGGAUGGAGCUGCUUGAGUGUACCAGCAAGUGUGCCUGAUGUCUGUUUCAGCUCAGUCAGUCCUGCCACAAUGGGGAGAGCUUGGUGGGGGUGGGGGGCCCCUGACAUGCCAUUGUGAUGAACAGGGCUGGAGCUUAUAAGCACUUCCAAAUUCAGAUCUGGGUAGGGAAUAUUUCAUUUUUCAAAAGAUAUAGUUUCCAAUUUCAGUGGAAGAAAGAAAAAAAAAAGAGCAUUUCCUCAACUCAGCCAAAGAAAAUAAGAACAAAGAAAAUAUCCCUCAAACCAAUUUUCUUCCAUAAACCUAAAUAGCAAGGGUAAUUUGCUGAUCUCGCUCCCUCUCUCUUUUUCUUUUUGUCUCAGUGACACUGUCAAAGGUGCAGACCCGGGGGAACACAAAGCAGCUCUGAUAAUUUGAAAAUUCUUUUUGGCUCUUACCACAUUCAGAACAGGAGCAUACAAUUUUGCAAAGCCUCACAUGAAUGCUGAAGGUUUGCCCUUAAAACUUUCAUUAAAUCCCGACUAGAGAGGACUGGAGACAAGCAGGCAGGCAUGAAUAAAGCCGAGGGGAGCCUGUAGCAAGCCCAAGAGUCCGUCAACAGCAACCAACCGACCGACCGACCAGUCAAGGCUUCCCCCUCUUGUUUUUGCCUGGAAGGGGUUUGGGCUUUUAGCCAUAGACCUGAGGGAAUUAGGGCCGGCUGGAGUCCCUUUUACAUAUAGUUCCAGUCUACGACCCCAUUCAGCAAGCUGUCCAUCUGUGCUUACCAGGAAAUGAAUGCAAGUAGCAGGCUGCAUGUGUGUGGGUAGUGAGGCUUCCCUUACAUAGAGGAAGCCCAAAUGACUAGACUAUAUCACACCUUCUUUAUUGAUGGCUACAGUUUUCCAGAAAUUGAACACAUUUUGAAAACAGCUGAGGCAAGACAUCUCUCUGACUACUGGGAGACCAUGCUUUGUGGGAAGGGGUCAGAGCUCAUGUCAUAGAGGGCUGUGUGGGGAUGGCUUGUCAGUAAAGUGCUGACUGUACAAGCAUACGGAGGUGAGUUUAUAUUCCUAGAAUCCAUGUAAAAAGCUAGGCAUGGACAGGUAUGGUGGCGCACGCCUUUAAUCUCAGCAUUUGGGAGGCAGAGGCAAGCGGAUCUCUGAGUUUGAGGCCAGUCUGGUCUACAUAGCAGUUCCAAGCCAGUCAAGGUUACACAGUGAGACUCUGUCUCAAGAAAAAAAGCCAGGCAUGGAGGGCCAUCCCUGUAAAUCCUACGACUAGGAGGCAGGUAGACGGGAGGAUUCCUAGGGCUUGCUGAUCAGUCUAGUUUAAUCAGUAAGCUCCAGGUUCCCUGACAGACCCUAUCUCAGAAAUAAAGUGAGGAGCAAUUGAAGAAGACACCCGAUGUGGACUACACACACACACACACACACACACACACACACACACACACAGGAAAAGAAGAGCCUAUAGCUUCUCUCUGAGAUGCUUCUCCCCUCCUACCUCUGCCUUGCCCACUCAAACAUGCUUGCCUGACAUGGCAUUUGAAACUUCUUUGGGUAGAAAUGGACUUGGCUCAUCACUCUCUGGCUGGAGUAGCUCAUUUAGCGGAGAGCUUUGGAGCCUGAGGGAAUGACUACUGGUCUUGGUCUCAUUUGCCACACAGCUCAUGCUGUGUUUGAGGCCCAUCUCUGGGAGAGGCACGUAGGGAGAAACUGACAAUCCACAGGAUGAGGACCCUCCAGAGACAAGGGCCUGGCCUCACACACACUGUGUAGCCUUGGCUAGCAGCUCUUUUCUCUGAGAUAACUUUCCAUUUCCAGAUAUUAAAGGGAUUGCAUGGACCCACACUAAAAUGGCCUUGGAUGGCUGGACUUGGUGGCUUACAUCUUUAAUCCCAGCACUUGGGAGACAUGGACAGGUGGAUCUCUGUGAGUUCAAGGCCAGGUCUACAGAGCAAGCUCCAGGCCAGCCAAGGCUACACAGUGAGACUGCCUCUCAAAAAUCAAUCAAUCAAUAAAAUGACCUUGGAUGUCACAUUCUUCUCAGUGAAUGGAACAACUUCUCAAAAGCCUCCAAUUUCCUACCUAGUGUUUUGGAGUUUCACAGGUGUGUGUGUGUGUGGGGGGGGGGUGGCAUUGCACAAUGGCAUUCCUAGUAUUGCAACAUUUGUACAAAUCCAUUUUGGAUGAAAUUCCUGAAAGCAGACUCUUAUUUGGAAAACUGAAUUACUUUGUUCACCACACUGAGUAAUUGUCAGAGAAAAUGGCAAUAACUUAAGAGUACUGAUCAGGGAAAAAAUUAAACAAAAGGGUGUGAGGCAUGGAUAAAGACUUGUCAAAUAACAGUUCACAUCAUAAAUUUAAUAAUAGUUUUAUUAAGUUCACAUAAACAGCCCUUAUCCAUUUGAGGUGUAUAAUUCAAUGACAGUAUGUUCAGACUUGUGCAAUCAUUACCACAAGUAACUUUAGACUAUUCUUAUCACCCCAGAGAGAAUCCUCAACCCUGAGCCAUCAGCCACACCAGCCCUAGGUUACUUGUAAACCAUUUGCUGUCUGUAUGUAGAUUUUUCCUGUUCUGGGCAUUUUCCCACAUAAAUGGAAUUCUAUGAUAUACAGUAGUUUGUGGUUUCUUGUACUUAUCAUGUUUUUUCUUGUGUUUUUUUUUUGUUUUGUUUUUUCUGUGUAGUUUUGGUGCCUGUCCUGGACCUGGAUGCCACUCUGUAGACCAGGCUGGCCUCGAACUCACAGAGAUCUGCCUGGCUCUGCCUCCUGAGUGCUGGGAUUAAAGGUGUGCACCACUACUGCCUGGCACUUAUCGUGUUUUUAAAGUCCAUGUGUUGGAGAAGUACUUCUUCCCUUUUUGUAAAUAUCAUUCCAUGUAGGGAUAUUCAAUUAUUAUCUAGCCAUUCAUCUGGGUGGUUUCCACUUUGGGGGCUGUUAAAAAAAAUAAUGCUGCUAUAUGAAUAUUUGUGUGUAAAUUUUUCGUGGACAUGUUUUAUCUUGAGCAUACACACAGAAUUAUUGGGUCACUUGGUGACUCCAUGCUUAUCCUUAUGAAGAACUACUUUACCAGGUGGCUGCACACACCAUUUUCUGUUCUCACUAACAAUGUAUGAAGGUUCCAAUCUCUCCACAUCUUCAGCAAUGCUUCUUGUCUUCCAUUAGAUCCAUCCUAGCAUGUAUGAAGUGGCAUUCCAUGUUGAUUUUGAUUUGCAUUUCCAUAAUAACCAAUGGUGUUGAGUAUCUUUUCAAGUAACCAUUUGCAUACCUUUGGAGACACAUUUAUUCAGACCCUUUGCCCAUUUUAAAAUUUCAAUUCAUUGAUCCAUUAAGAGUUCUUUGUAUAAUCUACAUACAAUUCUCUUAUGAAUACACCUCUUCCAUCCUGUUUUUGUUGUUAUUUUGAGACAGGAUCUUACUAUGUAGCCCUGGCUAGCCUGGAACUCACUAUGUAGACCAGGCUGACCCGGAACUCGCCGAGAUCCUUUUGCCUCUGCCUCCCAGGUUCUGGGAUUAUGGGUCACCACAUCUGGCCUUUCUUUUUUAAAACUCUCUUGGUGAAGUCCUUUGAAGCACAACACAUUCCAAAGUUUAACGAAGUCCAACUUCCCUGUUACUUCUUUUGGUGUAUUAUCUGCUGCCAAGUCUAGAGUCAAGAAGGUUUACUCCUGUGUUUUCUUCAAAAAGUUUUGAAUUCUUUAAAAAAAAGAGACAGCUUUAAAGCAUGAGCUGAAUUCCAUUCUUUGCAUGUUAAUAUGCAUUUGUCCUGGUACCUUCUGUGGCAAUCCUUCCCCUAAUGAAUAGUCUUUGUACCCUUGCCAAAACCAACUGGCCCAGAAUAUGAGGGUUUUCUUCAGGCCUCCUAAUUUUAUUACUUUAUAGUCUCCAUUACUGUAUAGCACUGUAGGAAGUUAUUCUGGUCUUUUUCAAGAUUGUCCUGGCUAUUCUGAGUUCCUUAAAUUUCUAAAUAAAUAUAUCUGAGGCCAGCCAGGGGUUUCACAAUGGAAAAUGCUUACAAUUAUAGAAUUUAAUAGAGAGUGAGACACUACGAUCCGCAAAACAUGUACCUGUAGUUAAUUUACUUUCAACAGCACACAGAUUAUUUACUUCCUUAAAUUUGUGACAGGAUAUAUUAAAAACUAAACUAUUAUUGAAGGAAACCUGAAGCCGAACAAUCUUGCUAUUAGACAAAAAAUAUGCUUGCAGUAGCGUUUCUUUUAGGGUAUAAUUCAAUAAAAUUAUAUAAUGGAGCAAAAUCAUUCCCAUCUUAGCAUAUAUUGUUUAUUUUUAAUACCUGACUUUGGGCUAUAUGUGGGGGAUUGUUUUUUUUUAUGAUUUUGAGGACCUAACCCAGGGUCUUCAUACAUGCUAGGCAAAUGCCUUACCACUAAGUUCCACCAGCAGCCUGCGGAUUAAAACAAAAGAGUAAACCACCCAACAUUUUGCAUACUUUUAAUUAAUUAUGAAGCAUUAAAUAAUUCUAUUAAGAAAAACAAUUGGAAGUGAUCCUCGUACUUGACGUGGGAGGUUAUAUGGACAAAGCAAAGGUAUUUCAAAGUAGAGGAGCUGCUAUGAAUCCGGUUUCAGAGCCAAGAAGACUACAUCCCAUAAGGAAGCUUUUGAAUGACUGCUGACAGCGUCCACCUCUCUGACCACAUGAAGUGCAGCGGGAGAGGACAGCUGAAGAACACCUUAUAAGGGCUUCUGCUUCCCCUGCAAGUCCAAGACCAGCCCUAAGUUGGAUCUGUUUUUUUUAUAUGAAGAGCAAAUAGAAUACAUGUACCUAAUAUACUAACCACAGAGAUGUCUAUAGCCAGCUUUCCAUAGUCAGUGAAAUUUCUUCCCAGUUUCUUUAAGAUUGACGAUUGAUUGAGAGAGAGAGAGAGAGAGAGAGAGAGAGAGAGAGAGAGAGAGAGAGAGAGAGAGAGAGAAAGCGAAUGUGUGCAUGUGUGUGCAUGUAUGCAUCCAUGGAAGCCAGAAGAGGAUAUCCAGAUCUGGAUCUGGAGUUAUAGGUAGUUGUGAGCCACACAAUGUGGGUACUAGGAACUGAACUCAGGCCUUCUGGAGGAGCAGCAGCAAGUGCUCUUAAUUAGUAACCAUCUCUCCAGCCUCCCUUCCCAACUUGGGAACUAGCAACUGAGGCACAAAUACAAAGCAUGAUGUUAUACUAGCCAACAUUUACCAAAAAUUCUGCUAAAUGUUUGGCAGCAUCUCAUUAAAUGCUCACAACAGCCCUAUGUUAUAGAUACCAGCAGUGUUUCCAUUUAAAGGCAAAGAAACUGAGGCACAGAGAAGCUAAGUAAGUAUGUUACCUCAGGUCAUGUCAGAAUUAAGUGAUAAAUCCACUAAGGCCAUCUGUCUAUUUAACCACUUCAUUAGCAUCCCUAGAUGUCCAAUAAGUUGUUUCAUUGAAGAACUGUUUCAUUCUUUUUUUUUUUUUUUUUUUUUUUUUUUUUUUUUUUUUUUGGUUUUUCGAGACAGGGUUUCUCUGUGUAGCUUUGCGCCUUUCCUGGAACUCGCUUUGUAGACCUGGCUGGCCUCGAACUCACAGAGAUCCGCCUGGCUCUGCCUCCCGAGUGCUGGGAUUAAAGGCGUGCGCCACCACCGCCCGGCACUGUUUCAUUCUUAAAUCAAAUAAGUCACUACCAGCUGGGAGAUAGAGUGGAAGAUGGCACAUGAAUUGGUGUGAGCUUUUAGAAAAAAAUUGUUAUGCUGGGCAUGAUAGCUCAUGCCUAUAAACAUGGGAAGUGGAGGCAGGAUGAUCAGGAGUUCAAGAGUAUUCUCAGAUAAUUGUGAAUUGAAAGCUAGCCUGAGCUACACAAGAUCUUUCCAAGAUGAAACAAAACAAACAAAGAGCCCCAUACACUUGUUUUAGUCUUCCAUUUCUUAUGAAACAGGGCCCUCUGACUUCCACACACUUGCUGUGGCACAUACAUGUCUACAGUCAGUGACAGACAGACACAUAGAAGAUGAGUUCUGAGUUUCAGCUCGUAACCCCUUUUAAAGAAUGAUAUUUAAAACUGGAGAAUAACUGACAUAUAAAGUACCAUGGAUUUGAAGUUUCUGUCUCCCUACUGAGAAGUACACAGUUAUAAACUGAAGAGGUGCAGCCACUGUGACUGUAUUUAUCCUGUCUCCAGUAGCAUCCCUUUGGCUCAGAGUAGUCCAGUAGCAUCCCCUUUGGCUCAGGAUAGUAUGCACGGUUGGCCUAAACCUGGCAUCAGUCAACUCUGCUCGUGCAUAUUAUCUAGCUGUCUCUGUGCUGUAUGCACAGAGUUCUGUGGAGUCAACCAAGUUCUUACGGCCCACAGAGCCCAUUUACUAUUUGACCUUUCUGAAAGAGUGCCAACCCUUGCUCUAGAACAAGAAGCAAUCUUUCAGAGCUGACCAUCUUUUCUUCAUAGCUCUAAGCACACCAGGUUAGCAUCUCUCUUCAUCUUCAAAUUACCAAGUAAGCACCAAACAAUACAGAUGACAACACUCAAGUGUGAAAGAAACCAAGGUUUUCACAAUGCCAUAAGGGGAAAAGAACUUUAUAAAUAGGAAAAAAAAAACAUUUAAGUAACAGGAUUUGCUUUGCUUUACAUUAAUUUCUCUCCUUGAAACUGAUUACAACUUCAAAGGCCCAUUGCCCCUCAUUUGAAUUCAAACACAUUCAUGUUUACAAAGAAAGAAUUAAAAUGGAGCUGCUUUCGUAUUCAAAGGCAAGAAGGACCACAGUGUUCAAGAUUGGGAAAGCCUGGCAGUCACAUCAGUCAGUGCAAAAUCUGCAUUUUAUUAAAGACAUGUGGGAAGAUCCAUUCAAAAAUACAUUGUGCUCAGUAAAAAUUAACUGUUUCAUGCUGUUAAUGAAGGUUACCACGGAGUAGAUAUUUGUAGAAUAUGUACAGCAACAAUAGAAAUUUUACAGAAGUUUAGAAUGGAAUACAUGCCAGAAAAAACUUGAUAAGAUGUACCAACACAUGAUACAAAGAGUUAUAGAAACACUUUACAAAUGGUUCAUAAUUAGCUUGUGAGGAAUUUUAAGUAUUCAACACUUUAAAUUCAGUUUGGAUUCAAAAAUUAAAAAGAUUAACAACCACAUCACACCCUUGCCACAGUAAAAAGUAUGGAAUACAUUUUAUAUAAUGAAUUAUAAAGUCUGUGCAAUUAAGAAUGUCCACUGAUUCUUUAUCUACCACACAUCAGAUGGCAUAUCCCUCUGGCUUAUCCCUAUUUUUGUAUUUAAGAAUGAACAGGGCUCUCAAUGUUACCCUGUCCUGUGCCUUCCCAGAUUACCCCCUUCAAACUUAGUAAAGAUUGAAGAAGUUUCUGAUAAUUGUCUAAGUAUAUACAGAAUAACUACCUGAAUUCAGAAUGGCACAAAGCAAUUCUUGGAGCUUGAACUCUGGGGUAACUAUUUUGUUUGGCUUAAUUGUCUCUGUUCAUCAAUGCAAGUUUACAGUAAGAAUUUACUUCUUUCUACCACCACAUCGCCACUCCUCCCCCAACCCAACUCCAUCACUGACAAGAGAGUAAACAAGGAGAGGGAGAGACUGGUGACUAGAACCCACUGGUCAUCCCUAGGGAAAAUGGAUUUUCUGCGAGCUUUACUUUCCACUUUUGGAAAAUCGUAGCCAGUGUGGAGAAUAUACAUUCUCCAGAAGGAAAAGCAUCGUCUUUCUCACGAAACUCUACUGAGUUUAACCAGAGCUUUUGAUGAUUCUGGCAAGAAACACUUUAAUCCCCGAACAGGGACAAAAGUCAAGGCAUCUACCUUUUCGAUUCCUGGGUUUCUUCGGAUUAGACCUGAAGCACAGCACUAGGACAAGCUUGUCUAUGCCUGAAAUGACUCACAGCAGCCUUCCGGGAAGGGAAAUCCCCAACCAAAGGAAGUCCUGAGGGAUUCUCAGCAGCUCUGCCAAACAGGAGGGGACACGGAGGGACAGAUAAGGCCUCUUUCUCCCUGAUACUCUGCCUGGGAAGAGCAGCAAACAAGGCAACUUCUAAUCUGCAUACAACACGGAGACUGAUUUCAGAUUCCCAAGGAGGACCAAUUGGACCGAGGAUCAAAGGGGGUGGAGAGAGCUUACCCUUGUGAGAAAUGAAGGGCCUUAGAAGUGAAACCAGUUCCACUCCUGGCAGUUCUGCUGGCCCUAUAAAUCCAGCGUACAGACUAUGACAAUUUUAUUUUUUUCUGGCAAAACAAGAGACAACCCUCCCUUAAAUGUGGGAGUAAACAAUUGAAUGAAAAUACAAGGCAGGUCAAGAUCAUAUUUAACAGCCUACAGCAAAUAGAAAGAAAGAUGGGUCAUGCCCAGAGAGGAGAACGAUGGAGUAGGGACCAGGCCAAAUGCUGAUGAAUUAACAAAGCACUGUGGGCAACGAUGAUUUAUGUAAGUAACUGGUUUGCACAAAGUCUACCAUCUUGUAUAGCUACAUUCAGUUAAAAAAAAAAAAAGAAUCGCAUGGGCAAUAGGCCCAGAGUUUCCUAGUCACC
This is a messenger RNA of Peromyscus californicus insignis, 9925 nucleotides long. Its product is annotated as retinoschisin. The record is from RefSeq and is a predicted model, not a curated record. Lineage: Eukaryota; Metazoa; Chordata; Mammalia; Rodentia; Cricetidae. The coding region runs from base 829 to 1503 and encodes 224 amino acids. The transcript is spliced from 6 exons.